AUGUCCUCCAAAGCCCUGGCACCCCCCUUCUCGCGUCUCCCACCCGAAAUCAUAACACUCAUCGCCCAACAAGUAAAAGAAUCCAUCCGCUUCGAACCCGCACCGUUCGACUUUCGAUGGACGCUCCCCAAACCCUGGGUAUCCACAAUUCACAACUGCUGCCUCGUCUCCAAACUCUUCUACACCCACUUCCGCCCACACCUCUACGCCUCCAUCUGCGCCGAAACCGUCGAGCACAACGGGCACAUCCGCUCCGGCGCCUACUUUCUCCAAAAACUCUACGAACUCCUCCAAAGGGAGCCACACAUCGGAGCAUGGAUCAAAGAAUUCAGGGUGAACAUCGUGGAUCACACGAAUAUACUCUUCCUCUCUAGUGGAACCGCUCGGGAACGCGAGCAGAGACAGGCGGCGCAGCACGCCAAAUGGGCAGCACAGGACAAAAUCCUCGCAGACGUCCUGGACAAGAUGCCUAAACUCGGUGAACCCCUCAAAGCAUCCUUCCACCGUCUAUUCAGUUCACGAAGCCUAACACACGUUGAUAUCCGCUCCGUUAUCUUCCCCCCAUCCUUAAUCUUCUCAGCGCCCUCUUUGGUCGAGGCGAAUCUGUGGUACAGAGCAGAGUGCUCGUAUCGCUGGAAGAAAAUGUUGCAGAAGAUGGAGACGGAGGGUGGGGCGAAGCAGCCAGAUCUGGAGCUUUUACCGAGCUUGAAGAGUUUUGCGUCUGACGACCCGUAUACGCUAGUCCCAGAUACCUGUAUCACGCGGUGGCCUGGCGCCUUUAAGACCCUGCGCUACCUCAGACUCUACAGCUCAGUCGACUCCCUAAAAGCCAUCCAAAAGUUCAUCGACUCAUCCGGCGAAACACUGAAGGAGGUCCAACUCGUAAUGGGCGUAAACAAAUACAUAACACACAUGAAAACCCUCGACUUGACACCUCUCAAAACGCUCAAACACCUCAACCUCUCCUACCACGGUAUACCCGUCCAAAUCCCCGAAACAUUCACGACCUCCAUCUCCUCAACCCUCGGCUCCCUCCACGAAACAGCAUCCUGCUUCAAAUCCUUCGACCUCGCCAUGACCUGGCUGUGCUGGGAAGACUUCGGCGCUCCCCCGCCCAACCCGCCUCCCCUAAACCUCGCACCCCUCUUCCGGCACAUCGACGACCGACUCGCGUUCCUCGCGGACAAGGAAAGGUUCCCCGGGAUGAAGCCCGUGGAGAUGAAGCUCGGGUGCGUGUGCCAUAGGUCAGAGUGUAGAGUGCAUCGGGGACUUUUGAACAUGUACUCUGAGGUCGAGAGGUGCUUGCCGCAGCUGACGGAGAAGGGACUCGUCAAGCUGAACGUGUUGGGGAGGAAGUAA
Molecule: messenger RNA, 1359 nt
Organism: Coprinopsis cinerea okayama7#130
Lineage: Eukaryota; Fungi; Basidiomycota; Agaricomycetes; Agaricales; Psathyrellaceae
Exons: 3
Coding region: 1-1359 (452 amino acids)
Source: RefSeq, a predicted model, not a curated record